AUGUCAUUCCCAACACCAGAUUCCCCAACUCCACCCAUGCGUCUAACCCAUUUAGCUCUCCCGAGAAUAUACACAUCCCCUCCUCCUGUAAAACCAACUCAAGAAGAACUUUACGAUAUCAAUUCUAAACCUGAAAGAGGUGUAUCUCCCGAUAGGUUGAGUAUCAGUUCUUUAUCCGUUUCUGUCGAAUCGGACAAGGAAAGUUUGAGGAAAAGAACUCCUUUGAGUCCUUCACCGUUAAGAUCUUUACCUCCGCUGGAAAGAAACUUUUGGCAUCCGUAUUCUAGAUCCCCUUUCCCACAAAGAAUCCCAUUAUCCUCUUCCCCAUCCAGUUCACCAGAUCGUUCUUUACCUUCUCAUCCACUCCCCCAUACUCAAAUUCGUCAAAUAAAAGAACGUCGUCCAAAUCCAUUAGAAGUCCGAUCUGUAUCUUCACCAGCUCGCGGACAUCCUCUAGAUGAAAGAAGACGAGAACAUAACGGACAAGAAUAUUUGAUUUCCAAUAGAGAUGUCCGACCUGAUUUCGAAAGAACUCGAAUGAAAGAAGAUGGGAAUAUGAGAGACAUUCGAGAUGAUCUUCAUCUAGAAAGAAUGAGAGGAAUUAAAGGUGAAGAAAAAGAAUUGAGAGAAAGACAUUUAUCAUUACCUAGAAUGGAUAUAAAUCAAAAUUCAACACAAUCACAUCCACAACCUUAUCAUCAAACUGGUUUUAUCAACCCUCCUUUUAGACAUCAUGAUAUGAGGGAAGAUGAUAGAGGUAUUUCUGGUGUUAAUGGUAGGAAUCAAUUGGGAAGGAACGGAUUAGGUGUGACUAUGGGGAAUGGAAAUGUUGGUGUGAAUGGGACAGGAACAGGUUUAGGAGGUUCAGGUCAAAUGGAAAGAGGUGGAAAGGUUUUGAAAAGUCGUAUGAGUCAUAUUCUUUCUGAACAGAGGAGAAGGGAGAGUAUCAACUCCGGAUUUGACCGUCUUCGAGCUUUAUUACCAGUAGCAGAUGACGGUAUGACCAAAGCACAGAUAUUGCAACAAGCUUCCGAUUAUAUCCUUAAAUUGGAAUCACGUGUACAAGAUCUAUCUUCGAGACAGUACGGUCGGGUGUAG
This is a messenger RNA of Tremella mesenterica DSM 1558, 1098 nucleotides long. RefSeq lists its product as uncharacterized. The coding region runs from base 1 to 1098 and encodes 365 amino acids. NCBI's taxonomy places the organism in Eukaryota, Fungi, Basidiomycota, Tremellomycetes, Tremellales, Tremellaceae. Gene Ontology annotation, molecular function: RNA polymerase II cis-regulatory region sequence-specific DNA binding; DNA-binding transcription factor activity, RNA polymerase II-specific; protein dimerization activity. The record is from RefSeq and is a predicted model, not a curated record. Gene Ontology annotation, cellular component: nucleus. Gene Ontology annotation, biological process: regulation of transcription by RNA polymerase II. The transcript is spliced from 4 exons.